UUCAGCAUGCCGAUCGUCGAACUUGUCUUCGGUCCUACUCCAGAGGCGUUCCAAGCAAAUCCUGCGGACCCCGCACUCGUGAAACCCGCCUAUGAUGGUAUCUUGAAGCAGGACGGUGCCAUCAAGGCAUAUUAUGGCCUCAAGAGCGAAGACAGCAGCAUCGCUUACGGCUUUUACGUCUGGGAGUCGCUAGAGCACCACCAGAAGUUCAUGAACAACAAAGCAGAGUAUCAGCCCGUGCUCGACGCAGUUUCUGUCAUGUUCGACCUCAGUCGUCUCACCAUGGUCCACAUAAAGACUUCUGUCGAACCUUAUGCGGCACUUGAGGCUCCUUUGCUCGAAGUCGCGACAUGCACGCUGCAUCCUGGAAGGUCGAUCGAAGAGCUUGAGUCGGUCCUGAACAAACUCGUCGACAUAGCCAACACGGACAAAUCGCCGAUAUCUCCUGUGCUAGCGACGUCGGGACGUGUCGUCGAGAAUGAGCACACAAUGAUGUUCCUCGUGGGGUGGCCAAGUGAUCAGGCAAGCUAU
Molecule: messenger RNA, 531 nt
Organism: Dichomitus squalens LYAD-421 SS1
Lineage: Eukaryota; Fungi; Basidiomycota; Agaricomycetes; Polyporales; Polyporaceae
Exons: 3
Source: RefSeq, a predicted model, not a curated record